Crotalus tigris (Tiger rattlesnake) is the source of this 4426-nucleotide messenger RNA. RefSeq names its product zinc finger protein 345-like. Lineage: Eukaryota; Metazoa; Chordata; Lepidosauria; Squamata; Viperidae. Bases 2255 to 4210 code for a protein of 651 amino acids. The record is from RefSeq and is a predicted model, not a curated record. Gene Ontology annotation, biological process: regulation of transcription by RNA polymerase II. Gene Ontology annotation, molecular function: RNA polymerase II cis-regulatory region sequence-specific DNA binding; DNA-binding transcription factor activity. The transcript has 4 exons.
ACUCCUUCCACAGCUGGUAUUUGGUGGAGUGCGCUUCUAAGGCCCAGCUCAGACCCUCCUAUAAAUGAAUCACUAGUGCUGAGAUUGAAUAAAAAGUAAAAUACUUGGGUGUUAAUCUGACAAAUAUGAACUGUACAUUGUUUCGAAAAAUUAUGUUAAGCUAUGGGUUGAAGUUUGAUAAAGAUAUGUUAAAGAGAGAAAGACUACAAUUGCUGGGGAGAAUUUCUAUGAUGAAGAUGACAUUUAUCUUUGAAUAUUAUUUUUGUCCCAGACCAAACUUGUUCUCACAAGUCAUGUAGCAUUUAAAGAAUAGAAGAAAAGCAUAUCAAAAUUGAUACCUUAGGGUAAAAAACCUGGAGUUAAAUACAACAUGUCACUAGAUGCUAAAGAAAGAGGAAGUUUAAGUUAACCAAAUUUGAAAUUAUAUUUUGCAGCUUGUUUAGAUUGGAUGUGUGAAAUUAAGCACAUAGGAGGUCAUUGGAGCAAAAACACAUGAACACAGAUUUAGGUGACAAGGGUAUUUUUGCAUAGAAACUCCUGUCUAACCCAUUCUCCAAUGAGGUGAUUAAAUUAUUAAUUAUUGUUUUUUACUUUGCACCUGUCUCACCAAAAGAACUCUGGGCGACUUAAAAAGUUAAAAGCAACAAAAAAUACCAAUAUAUAUAGCUACAAAAUUACAAUACCUCUGAAAUAAUAAAAAUAAAAAUUCAUGGCAGAGGAAUAAUCAAAGUACAAAUGCAUGAUUUAGCAGGGGGCUUCCCUCUUCUCAGCCACUCUCACCCAAAGCCCACUGGAAGCCCCAGAGUUGAGUUAGGAUUGGAGUGGUUCUUCUUCCCCAUUUACAAACUACCACUAAUAUUUGACCAGAAAGGGAAAAGCCUCCUGUAACAAAUGCUCAAAUUUGGGGGUGGGGGCCUUUAAGAAUCAACUGUGCUACUCUUUAUUCUGAGUUUAGUUCUUGUCUUUUAGCAGAAGACCUAAACUGAAAACAUCGAUCUGAUUUUUAAAGAGCUUUGGAUGAUAAAUAAUAGUUUUAUUUUAUAAAUUCAAUACGUAAAGGAGAAAAGUAUAAUUCCUGUGUAAAACAUAUGCAAAUAGCUACUCUGAGAAAUCCAUUUAGUUAUCAUAUGAAAUUGAGAAUUUUUUUUAGCUUAUUCUCGAUCUUUAGUUAUACACAUUCUUGAUAAAUUGAUUACGGACCAUGAAAUGCGUAUUGAUUGAUCAGAUAGAUAAGAUUUUCUGCAAGAUAAUCUUUCACAGUUUCCAGAGGAGGAGCAUUUAAACAGAGUCAUGAAAAACGAAGGGAUCGGCGCCAGCUCCGUUAAGCAGAAACCCUCAGUCCUCUGCGCUCCCUUCUGCUCUAGCAACCCAGCAAACGAAGCGCCGGGAGAAACGCUUUACGCCUAGAGAGCAAGUCCCGUCUCCAGGAAGGGAGCAUAGAGGGAAGGAAGCUCUCUGCUCCAGCCAUCCUGCCGAAAUCCAGGGCGAGGCAGAGGGCGAGGCUUCCCCUCGUUCGCAGCCCCGGAUCCAACCUGCCUUUCCCUCCCGGAUUUCCAUCCUGCUUCAGUCUCUGCAUCUGACGGAGGCGGCUGCACUCACGAAGCUCUCCUUUUGCAAGGAAAGGUGUCAGCUGGAAAAGGAGCUACCAGCCGCCUUCCGACGUUCAGCCCCCGAUCCGUCCGUCCUGCGCUGGACCCAGAGACCAAGGAGAGCCCCACCUUUCAGCGGAGCCUCCCCGACUUCCAAGCAGGGCGCAGGACCCGAGCAGGAGCAAGCGGGCGAUGAAGAGGGGCGACGCCGAGAUGAUCGGUCCUUCUCUGCCCUUCGCAAGCAUCGCCGUCCCAGUCUCCGCUUCUACCGCCCGCCUUUUAGCGAACCCCACCCCCCUCCGAAGAAGAGCAGCGGAGCACACAUUCUGGAAGCCCGGAAAAGGAAAGUGCCUUUUGAUUUGCUUCUUUUACGUCCCCUCUAGGAAGCACAUAUCUCUCGUUCUAGGUCCUUGUUGAGCAGGCGUCUUCAGACUUGGGCCUUUUGACUGCUGGACUUCAACUCCCAGAAUUCCUCCGCCAACGUGCCUGGAGCACUCAGGUAAUUGGCUGGAAGCAUUUGCCGUUGCUUUCUUCAGGCGGCUAACGCCCGAGUCAGCGGAGUCCGAUUUCUGCCCUCCUGCCAACCGGAGAAGGGUUUCGGAGGGGCCGGGGGACAUUUCGGACCGUCUCGGACCUCUUUUGGCUGCCCUCGAGCAGGAGACCCGAUGGAGGCCCAGGGAUCUCCAGGGAUGGAGGCCGCCCUCAGCCCAGAGAUCCACCGCCGGCGCUUCCGCGGUCUCGACGGCUGCCGCCAGGAGGCCGAGGGGCCCCGGGAGCUUUGCAGCCGCCUGCACCGCCUGUGCCGCCAGUGGCUGCGGCCGGAGAGGAGCAGCAAAGGGGAGAUGCUGGACCUGGUGGUGCUGGAGCAGCUGCUGGCCCUGCUGCCCGCGGAGAUGGCGAGCUGGGUGAGGGAGUGCGGAGCCGAGAGCUGUUCGCAGGCGGUGGCCCUGGCCGAAGGCUUCCUCCUCAGCCAAGCCCAGCGGGAAGAGCCGGGAAAGGGGCAGGAGCCAUUUACAGAGGAGAUUUCAGCAGAGCUCUGGGGCAGAGAAGAUCGAUCCAGCUCUGUUCAGGACCUGUUUUUCAGGAGGACCCAAUUCUGGCCACCUUCCCAGAGCUCUGAUCCCUUUGAGGAGGUGACUGUGGACUUCACAGAUGAGGAGUGGAAGCUGCUAGAUUCUGGCCAGAAGGCCUUGUGCAGAGAAGUCAUGCAGGAGGUUUCUAUCAAUAUGGCUGCUCUGGAUGAGGUGUUUGUGAAUGAGAACGACAAGGAAGCAUGCAUGCCUCUAAAAACUAUGGAGAAUAACUCCUUCGCUGCUACUUCACCAAAGAAACUGUAUGGGAAAUGCAAACCACAUACUUCUGUAAUAUCUUUGGUGGAUUCCACCCUGAGCAGAAAGAGGAAAUGCUGCAUGCAGUGUGGAAAGAGUUUCAGUACGAAAAGUAAUCUUAAUGUCCACCAAAAGAUGCACACCGGGGAGAGAUCAUAUGAAUGCAUAGAAUGUGGAAAGAGCUUUAUCCGGAAAGAAAAUCUUAAACUUCAUGAGAGGAUCCACACUGGGGACAGACCGUAUAAAUGCAUGGAAUGUGGAAAGAGCUUUACCCAGAAAGGAAAUCGUAAUCUUCAUGAGAGGAUGCACACUGGGGACAGACCGUAUAAAUGCAUGGAAUGUGGAAAGAGCUUUACCCAGAAAGGAAAUCUUAAUCUUCAUGAGAUGAUCCACACUGGGGAAAGACCGUAUAAAUGCAUGGAAUGUGGAAAGAGCUUUACCCGGAAAGGAGAUCUUAAUCUUCAUGAAAGGAUCCACACUGGGGAUAGACUGUAUAAAUGCAUGAAAUGUGGAAUGACUUUUACCCAGAAAGGACCUCUUAAUCAUCACAAAUUGAUCCACACUGGGGACAGACUGUAUAAAUGUAUGGUAUGUGGAAAGAUCUUUACCCGGAAAGGAGAUCUUAAUCGUCACAAAAGGAUACACACUGGGGACACGUCGUAUAAAUGCGUGGAAUGUGGAAAGAGCUUUACCCAGAAAGUUGAUCUUAAUUGUCAUGAAAGUAUCCACACUGGGGACACAUCGUUUAAAUGUAUGGAAUGUGGAAAGAGCUUUACUCAGAAAGUUGAUCUUAAUUGUCACAAAAGUAUCCACACUGGGGACACAUCGUUUAAAUGCAUGGAAUGUGGAAAGAGCUUUACUCAGAAAGUUGAUCUUAAUUGUCACGAAAGUAUCCAUACUGGGCACAGACCGUAUAAAUGCAUGGAAUGUGGAAAGAGCUUUAUCAGGAAAGGACAUCUUAAUGAUCAUGAGAGGAUCCACACUGGGGACAGACCAUAUAAAUGCAUGGAAUGUGGAAAGAGCUUUAACCAGAAAGCACUUCUUAAUCGCCACAAAAUGAUCCACACUGGGGACAGACAAUAUAAAUGCAUGGAAUGUGGAAAGACCUUUACCCGAAAAGGACAACUUAAUAAUCACGAAAGGAUCCACACUGGGGACAGACCGUAUAAAUGCAUGGAAUGUGGUAUGACAUUUAACCAGAAAGGAAAUCUUAAUCGUCACAAAAGGAUCCACACUGGGGAGAGACCGUAUAAAUCAGUGGUUCUUAACCUUUCUAAUGCUGUGACCCCGUAAUACAGUUCCCCAUGUUGUGGUGACCCCAGGGACGUGGCCAAGUGGGCGUGGCCACCAUGUUAUGGUGACCCCCAACCAUAAAAUUAUUUUAGUUUCUAUUUCAUAACUGUAAUUUUGGUACUGUUCUGAAUCACAAUGUAAACAAUUAUUUGGAUGUGAUUUGAAGUUUGUGUAAUGAAUUGAAAUGAAGUAAGGUUUAACAUUGUUUCUUUUUUU